Messenger RNA from Chara braunii, 2419 nucleotides. Lineage: Eukaryota; Viridiplantae; Streptophyta; Charophyceae; Charales; Characeae. The record is from the annotation of a GenBank genome assembly.
UAUCGUUCCUCUACUCCGUGUUCUUCGAGUACUUUUUCUCCUACUCCCCCAUUAUACGUCUUUCAUCUCACCUCUCAUCACUCAUCGAUUUCCUUCUCUUUCUUCUUGCGUCUCGUCGAAGGUAUCCUGACGCCCGUGACUGCCGUCGUCCUUCUUCUCCUCCUCCUGCUCCUCGUCCUCCUCGUCCUCCUAGUCCUCUCUGUUCUUCACCGCUUCUCCCAGGAGGAGACCGAAGACUAAGUCUCACUCGACGGCGGUGACAGUGAUGGAGCAAAACGCUAUCCGUUCCAUCUCGUCUGUCCGGACAAUGGCUAUGGCGGUCGUCCUCUUGCUGGCAAUCCUCCUGAACAUGGCCGCGCAUGGGGAAGCACAACGCGUUCCACGAGGGGUCAGUGUCGGGGGCGUCUCGGCCGUCGGAAGCGGUUGCAGUUCUGCGACCGCUCGCUUGAUCGGCCGCGGGAAGUCGAUCAGCGUCUCCGUCAACUCGUUCGAGGCUACGACAACGGGAGGGCUGGCUAAACAACGAAAUGUCUGUACUCUGAGCCUGUCGUUAUCUUAUCCUUCUGGUUGGCAAGUGAGUGUGAGCUCAGUUAAAGCCAGCGGGUCAGCAAGCCUCAGCCGUGGUGUUCGUGGCUUAGCCCGGGCCAGUUUCCAUGUCAGCGGAGCGAUGGGAACAGCGAGCGCUAGCCUCAACAUCAACGGCGCAUAUAAUCGGGGUUUUACUUUGGCUAAGAAGCUCAGCCCAAGCAUCUUUGUCACAUGUGGCCUGUCGCGCGAUAUCAACAUCAUGCUCGAGGUCAGAGUCAACACCGGCGGUGCUCGAGGUGCAAGUGGCGUCGUCAAGAUUGGAGGCUCGCCUGCAAUCUUCGGCCUAACUUGGAGGAGGUGUUGAGCCAAAUCUGUCGGCCGGCGCUGGAAGUUCUUCUGUCAGCGUCGGGCUCAGCGUUGUCAGUUCUCCUGUCGGGGUCGGCCUCAGCAUUGCCACUCAUCUCGUGUCUGCAUCAGCGUCAGCGAUAGAAGUUCUCCUGUCAGCGUCGGCCUCAGCGUUGGAACUUGGAACGUGUCCUGCCGGCGUCGUGGCCAGUAUCGGCCUCAGCAGUUUGUGUUCGUGUCGAUCUGGUGCUUCUGGAGGGAGGGGUAGACAGGUUCAGAUCGCCGUCGGAUCGAUGGCUGGACUGGACACGUGGCAUUCACUUGCGACUGUCGAGCAGUCACACGCACACACACACACACACACACACAUACACACAGACACAGAAGAGAGAGAGAGAGAGAGAGAGAGAGAGAGAGAGAGAGAGAGAGGGAAGGGAAGGGAAAGGCGGUCCUGGGAGAACAGUCACAGCAAGAAAAAAGAGGGAGCGUGAAAACGAUAGUAAGACGUACUGGAGAGCUUGAGGAGACGCAUUUCAAGACGAAUGGUAGUGGAAGCAACGAGGGACGCAGAAGCACUUCGUCAUCUAAGGACUGGUAGGAAGAGGUCACUUGAUCUCUCCGCCAUCAAACGCGAGAACGAGGCGAUGGUGAGGAGCUUGAUGAGCUUAGUUACGUGACGUCCGUGGCGGCCUUCGUCAUUGUGAUAACGAUUGUGCAUAUCCUUUCAAAUUAGGAUGAACUUCCAUGCUCAAGCUUCUUCCAGACCCCACCUGGUGUCCCACAUAGGACCUCAAGUAGCACCUGGCGUAGCACCGCACAUACCCACUCACAGGGCAACUCACGUACUAGUGUUGGCCUACUGCAAGCUCGCAUAGCAGGCACAUAGCAGUUUCGUACAAACUUAAACGGCAACGCACAUAGCACUACGCAUAGCAACUCACGAAAGAUUUUCCCUACUCAUGUAGCAACUCCCAUACUAACUCCCAUCAUAGCAAUCGCACAACAACAGCUACUCACAUAGCAGCAGCUACUCUCAUAGCCCUGCGCUUAGCGCCUCACAUAGCAACUCACUCAAAAACAGCCUUUCAGCAUCUUGCACAGCGUCUUACAUAGCAACGCGCACACAGCAACUCGCACAGCAUCUCGCACAGCGUCCCACAUAGCAACUCACAUAGCAUCUCCCAUAGCCAUCCACUCAGCGGUCACUCGCUAGCACCUCACAGCCUCUCAGCUACUUAGAUUAGCAUCCCACAUAGCAUCCCACAUAGCAUCCCACAUAGCAUCCCACAUAGCAACUCACAUAUUCACAUAGCAGGUUACAUCGUCGAUCUAAUGCAAGCACGAAGUUGAUUGCUUCGCCAUCGUUUCGAUAUCGUCGGAGAUUGACAGGAAGGCUCCCAGGGACCCUCUGGUACUCUCUCAGGUCCCCCUGUUGCUUACCAUGUCACGUCCGAAAUGAGGAAAACCCGGACCCAUGAAGAUAAAGCAGUCGGCUCCGAGGCGGAUAUCGACUGUACCGUCGAGUUAGUAAAGAAUCUAAAGAUCG